Gasterosteus aculeatus aculeatus (three-spined stickleback) is the source of this 4263-nucleotide messenger RNA. RefSeq names its product zinc finger protein 384 a (gene znf384a). Gene Ontology annotation, biological process: regulation of transcription by RNA polymerase II. Gene Ontology annotation, molecular function: DNA-binding transcription factor activity, RNA polymerase II-specific; RNA polymerase II cis-regulatory region sequence-specific DNA binding. Gene Ontology annotation, cellular component: PcG protein complex; chromatin; nucleus. Lineage: Eukaryota; Metazoa; Chordata; Actinopteri; Perciformes; Gasterosteidae. The record is from RefSeq and is a predicted model, not a curated record.
UGUUAAUUAAUUGUUAUUUUCAGUGUGUCUGAGAGCGCCGUCGUCCCGACCGCCGGAAGUCUGCAUGAAGCUGCGUCUCCUUCACAGGCGACGGCGUCGACGUUUUUUUUUUUCUCCCUGUCUUGUUUUUUUUUUUUUUUUUAUUCGACACUUUUUUUUCUCUUUUUUUAUUUUCUCUCGGAGAGAUGAGCAGGGAGUGAGCGAUGGAGGCGUGGGGGCGACGCGGUUCGUGCUCACGACGCGGCGGGCAGGUUGAGCGUUUGAACAGGCGGGCCUCCUUCUAGCUAACGUUAGAGCGAGCCCGCGAACAAAAGGAGAAAUGAACGGAGAAAACAUGUUGCCUAUGUGUCAGUGGGAGAUGAUCGGGAAGCAGAAGAUUGGAGAAAUAAUGGACGAUUCCCAUUUCAACUCAUCAUACUUUUGGUCUCCCGUCCCCACUGUACAAGGACAGCUCGAGAACGCCAUGUUCCUGAACAAGGCCAAGGAGCAGCUGGGUCAGGAGAAGGCCUCCUUCCCUCACGCCUCCGCGUCUUCCACCUCCUCCCCGCACUACCCCACGGCUGUGCUCGCCAUCCCCGGCUCGGUGGACACGGGGCCCGGCGUGCGUCUGGUCCCCAAGCAGGAAGGAGGUGGGGUUAGCGCAGCGGGAGGAGGAGUUGCCAUGAGUGCGCUGGGGAGCCACCUGCACACCACGCAGAACAUCACCGUUGUGCCUGUUCCCUCCACUGGUAUCAUGACGGCAGCGGGGUUAGUGAUUACCACCCCUCAAGGCACUCUGGUCCCCACCGCCUCCACGCAGUCGUUUGUAGCUGGACACCCCACUGCCACCACCAUGAUAGUAUCUGCAGUGCAUCCCUCAAAUACAGACAAGAAGGACAACAUUGCUGUCCCUCCUGCUGUUGUCAUGCCGACACCAUCAAAGCGGGGCAGGAAGAGCAAACAGAUGUUGGCCAGAGUGGCCGGAAUGGGUGGGGUCCUUCCUCCAGGAAGUGAUGCAUUAAUAUUGGCCCACCUCGCCGCUGGUGGACAACACCACACUGCUGACCCGUACGACCUGUCAAAUGAUGAGGAUGACCAUACCAACAAAGACGGCCCCAAGUCCUACAGGUGCCGGAUGUGUGCGGUGACAUUCUUCAGCAAGUCGGACAUGCAGAUCCACGCCAAGUCCCACACGGAGGCCAAGCCCCACAAGUGCCCCCACUGCUCCAAGUCGUUCGCCAACUCCAGCUACCUGUCCCAGCACAUCCGCAUCCACAGCGGGGCCAAGCCCUACACCUGCUCCUACUGCCAGAAAACAUUCAGGCAGCUCAGUCACCUACAGCAGCACACACGAAACCACACGGAGGCCAAGCCCCACAAGUGCCCCCACUGCUCCAAGUCAUUCGCCAACUCCAGCUACCUGUCCCAGCACAUCCGCAUCCACACGGGGGCCAAGCCCUACGCCUGCUCCUACUGCCAGAAAACAUUCAGGCAGCUCAGUCACCUACAGCAGCACACACGGAUUCACACCGGUGACCGACCGUACAAGUGCAACCAUCCCGGCUGUGAAAAAGCUUUCACUCAGUUGUCCAACCUGCAGUCUCACCGUCGGCAACACAACAAAGACAAGCCGUUUAAGUGCCACAACUGUAACCGUGGUUACACGGACGCUGCAAGCCUGGAGGUGCACCUCUCCACACACACCGUCAAACACGCCAAGCUGUUCUCCUGUGGCCUCUGUAACCGAUCCUAUACCUCGGAGACGUAUCUAAUGAAACACAUGAGGAAGCACAACCCCGACCCGCUGACAGUGGCAGCAACAGUAGCGGCCCGGCAGGCGCAGGGCCUCACAGCGGGCAGGGGCCGAGGACGCGGCCGAGGGAGAGGAGCGGGCAGAGCGGGCCAGCUCCAGAAUCAGACCAACCAGAACCCCGGAGCGCCCGGCAGCUACCAGCAGAACCAGCAACCCUCGCAAGCUAUGGUGCAGUGCCCAUUCGACCUGCACCAGUACAAGACGGUGUCGGCCAGCGAGAUCCAGUACAAACCGGUCUCUGUGGCCGACCUGCCAGUGGUCCACAAAGACCUCUGCCUCACCGUCUCCACCUCGGCCAUACAGGUGGAGCACAUGAACUCGUAGGCCGUGUCUUCCGUAUCUGCAGUGUAAAAAGAUCCAUAUAAACAAGUCAUUUAACUGUAUUCACGAUUAUGGUCCUCUGGGAAGGAAACGAUGGCUCAUUGGGUGGAACGUUUAGAUAUCCAUUCACUCAACGCUUCUCUUUUUGUCCAUUUUAAGAGGUUUUAAUGCGGAGAACAGCGCUACAUUUCUGGUCAGAACACAGAUAUUGUGCUUCUGGAUCCCUGAGGCCACUUGUGCCAAGUGUCUCUCAGUGGACAUGCUGCUCCGGAGAACUGAGACAAGUAGUUCAUUCCUCAGUCCGGAGACACAUUCCUCCAGUUAUAGACUUCAGCGGAACCCUGAUAUGAGAUCACUUUGGGCUUUUAGAUCAUUAUGAAUGAGAUGCUGAUGCAAUUCAGACCUGGAGUCAUCAAAAGGAUGUAUGUCUAAUUCACCUUUUUAACUAUGAGUCCACAGACAGCAGUCCAGUAUCUUUAUAAAAGAGGGUUGGUUUUUAUCGCACCAUCUGAGGAUGAAGAUUUGCAAUAUCUGUAAAAUACAUGAAAUCACACUAGUCUCUGCAAAUGUAUUGUCCAGAGAAGGGGGUUCUUUUUGAAAAAAUGUAGAUCACAUUAAUCUGAGUAUUGUCCAUUAUUAGUUAUUAGCUGAAGCGAAUAACAAGGGAGAGAAAGAAGACAUGGAAUCCCAGAUGAAACUCCUAAGGACCUUAGUAGAUGCGUCUUGAAUAUUGAAGGACGCCUCUGACACCAGAGGCUGCAUCUGAGCGAGGAGACGAAAAGGGUGAGGCGUGUUACUGGAUGGGGGCUAAAACCUGGGGCUGAGUCUCAAAGUGUUCCUGACGUUCUCAUUUACGCCCUCCUCCCCUCAGACAGGAGCCGCUUCCAUGUCGGAGCCCAAAGUCCAUCCAAAGAGACGCAGCGGUCGGAGAAUGCCCAAAACACGAGGAAUCUGCAGCACAGCCAUGAGAGGGAGAAAAGGGAGUUGGUUGGGGGGUCAUAAAGAAAGCACUUGAUAAAGCCUGUACUUCAUGUCUAUGUUUGCCAUUAUUGUACGUUUUCUUUUCUUUAUUUUAAAAAACGUAUAUAAUAUGUAUGUAUUUUUCUACCAACAGAGGAACAUGUGAACAGAGAAAGCUAAGUGAUGCAUGAAUGUGAAGAGAACAGAGAGAAGAGUACACACAAAGUGUUUUUGUCUUACUAUUCAAACUCCAACAGUAGUAAAGACCACCCAACUUAUAAUACUCCGUUGUUUGGGAAAUCAGGACUGUGGUGUCUGACAGGUACUGUUAUCAAUCUCUUUUUUAAAGAACUUUUCAUAUAUAACCAUGGCAAAUGUUAUCCAUGUUAUUAUCGGUCUGAGGCAUUCAGGUUUUGGAAUAUACUGUACAUAAAAUAGAAAAUGAAAUAGAAAAUAUUUCCCUUUGUAAAAGGGAAGUAUGUCCUGUGUGAAGCACAGAUGGAAACUAAAGGAACAAGUGGCAAAUCCUCGGCUGCGUCCCAGGUCACCUUUGGUGCUGAAUCCAACCCUCCAAAGGCAGCUAAAGAAUGGUGCAUUUGAGGCCCAAGAAGUUGAUUAAAGUACGGGGAAAUAUUUGUUCCCUCUCUGUAGCCGACGACUGAACAAUGUUUCCCUGCAGUUUGACCAACGCUGGAUAAUAGCUGUGAUCGACAAGAAGACCCCAGUGAGCAAUCAUCUAUUAACACUUGAAAUGAUGUACGGUAAUGCAUCAUUACUUAAACUUCAUGAUCACAUCAUUUACUACCAGUUUGGUGACCUGGGGCACUGCUGCCAUGAUUUUGUGCACAAGCUGUCUCCACCCAAUCAGAAUGUCCGGCUCGUCCUCAUGUAUGCUCCUCCGUAUAUUUUGAUGUGUUUUAAUGAAAAAUAACACGGUUCUCAAUAUUCCUGUUAAUGUUAUUGCUGAUGCGCCUGAUAAUAGUACAAACGGCCCGCCUAUAUGCUACACUUGCAGACAGUACACUCUUGCAGUUUCGUAUCUUGCUCAUCCGAACACUGUUUCUUCCUUUAAGGAGAAUAAAGUUCCAAAAAAAGUUUAUGAUGGAAAAAAAAAAGAAUAUCUUGUCUGAUUUCCUGGAUUGCAAUCCAGACUGCGUGGAAGUGAUGAGAAUGAACAAUUAUAUGAUGUU